Monoraphidium neglectum is the source of this 360-nucleotide messenger RNA. RefSeq lists its product as hypothetical. The record is from RefSeq and is a predicted model, not a curated record. The transcript has a single exon. NCBI's taxonomy places the organism in Eukaryota, Viridiplantae, Chlorophyta, Chlorophyceae, Sphaeropleales, Selenastraceae. Bases 1 to 360 code for a protein of 119 amino acids.
AUGCGCCACAUCAGCCACAGCCGCAUGGGCGCCGGCAGCAGCAGCAAGACCAUCCUCUCAGCCGCGACCCCCCGUACCGCCGGUGCCGGCGCAGCCGCGCCCGACAGCUCAGUUCUCCGCCGCGCGCCGCCGCCGGACGCAGCGAGCGCGGGCAGCGUCGCGGGCGCCGCGGUCGCGGCGGCGGCGGCAGCGGCGUUUGACGGCAGUGUCGGCGGCGCGAGCACUGUGGUCAGCAGCGACGGGAUCUUGGAAGCUGAAGAGGCGGCGGCGGCAGUCAAAGAGUCAGCGGAGGGUGACGUGGACCCUGACCGAUGGCAGGAAGAUGAGAAGUACCGCUGGCCCGAGCAGGACGAGCUGUGA